Cordyceps fumosorosea ARSEF 2679 is the source of this 1101-nucleotide messenger RNA. Its product is annotated as NAD(P)-binding domain protein. Gene Ontology annotation, molecular function: oxidoreductase activity; nucleotide binding. Gene Ontology annotation, biological process: NADPH regeneration. The record is from RefSeq and is a predicted model, not a curated record. The coding region runs from base 1 to 1101 and encodes 366 amino acids. Gene Ontology annotation, cellular component: cytoplasm. Lineage: Eukaryota; Fungi; Ascomycota; Sordariomycetes; Hypocreales; Cordycipitaceae. The transcript has 2 exons.
AUGGCCCCGAUCGGAGUCGCCAUCAUCGGCAGCGGCAUCUUUGUCAAGGAGCAGCACAUUCCCGCCGUUCUUCACUGCGAGCUUCUUUCCCUCAAGGCCAUAUUCUCGCGCUCCUUCGCGUCCGCACAGGCCGCGGCCGCGCUCCUCCCCGCCACGGCCCACGCACCGGAGCUAUACGCCGAAGACGCCGCCGCUGAAGGCCGGACCCUCACGGACCUGCUCGCCCGCGACGACGUCGCCGGCGUCGUCGUCGCGCUGCCCAUCCCCGCACAGCCGGCCGUCGUCCGCGCCGCCCUGGCCGCCGGCAAGCACGUGCUGGCCGAGAAGCCACUGGCGCCCGACGUGGCGUCCGCGCGGGCCCUGAUGGGGUUUGCGGCGAGCGACGCGGUCCGCGGUGCCACGCUCUCGGUCGCGGAGAACCAGCGCUUCUUCCCGCGCUUCAUGUACGCGCUGGAGCAGCUGGCCGGGGCGGACCUGGGCCGGGUGACGCACUUUGCGGUGCGGGUCAGCGACAUGGUCGGCGAGGACGGCAAGUACUACAAGACGGCGUGGCGCAAGACGCCGGCGUUCCAGGGCGGAUUCCUGCUCGACGGCGGCGUGCACUUUGCGGCCGGCGCGCGCAUGCUUCUCUUGCGAUCGACGGACGCGACGGGGGACGCCGGCGCCGACGUGGACGCGGAGGCGGAGGCGCGGCCGGCUCGGGUCAGCGCGCGCACGGCGCUGGUCCGGCCGCACCACGCGCCGGUGGACAGCGUCGCGGCGCUGGUGACGACGCACGGGGGCGCGACGGGCACGUACCAGCACUCGGUGGGCUCGACCAUCUCCGCGUACGAGUUCGACGUGGCGUACGAGCGGGGCAGCGUGAGGAUUUGCGACGGCGAGGUCACGGUCGCGGUUGGCGGGCGGGAGCCGGUGAGGAGGACGUUUGAGAGGGCGAGCGGCGUGCCGGAGGAGGUGGCGGCAUGGGCGGCGGGGAUUCGUGACGGCAAGCCGCACCCGGCGCAGUCUGCGCGCGAGGCGCUGGCCGACUUGGAGUUUAUCGAGAAGAUGCUGCAAAGUGCGGAGCAGGACGGCAAGUGGCUCGACUACGAGUUUCAGUAG